Clarias gariepinus (North African catfish) is the source of this 1766-nucleotide messenger RNA. RefSeq names its product tryptophan 2,3-dioxygenase b (gene tdo2b). The transcript is spliced from 12 exons. Gene Ontology annotation, molecular function: metal ion binding; L-tryptophan 2,3-dioxygenase activity; heme binding. The coding region runs from base 49 to 1284 and encodes 411 amino acids. Lineage: Eukaryota; Metazoa; Chordata; Actinopteri; Siluriformes; Clariidae. The record is from RefSeq and is a predicted model, not a curated record.
AACCUUGUGACAAACUUUCUGGUGGAGGAAAAAAUAUUAAAUAAAACAAUGAGCGGGUGUCCAUUUCUGGCGAAAAGUCAUCAUUUCAAAUACAAUCCCGCUGAGGUAGAGGAAGAUGAUGAUGAUGAUGUCUCGCAAAAAGGAACCAACAAAGCCACCAAAGGAGAAAUUGUUUAUGGGUAUUAUCUCCAGCUGGAUAAGAUCAUUACUGCUCAGAAACUGCAAAGUGAACUGAAAGGCAACAAAAUCCAUGAUGAGCAUCUCUUCAUAGUCACGCACCAAUCUUAUGAGUUAUGGUUUAAGCAGAUUAUGUGGGAGCUUGAUUCGGUUCGGGAGCUCUUCAUUCACAAUCAUGUUCGGGACGAGAGGAACAUGCUGAAGGUGGUGAGCCGCAUCCACAGGAUCACCAUGAUCUUCAGGCUGCUGGUCGACCAGUUUGCUGUGCUGGAGACCAUGACUGCUUUGGAUUUCUUCGAUUUCAGGGAGUACCUGACCUCGGCUUCAGGCUUCCAGAGUUUCCAGUUUCGUCUUCUCGAGAAUAAGUUCGGAGUUUCCGACAAACUGAGAGUUCCCUAUAACCGUCGUCACUACAGGGACAAAUUCCAAGGGAAGGAGAGCGAGGAACUGUGCAAAACGGAGCAGGAGCCGACACUCCUGCAGCUUGUGGAGAAAUGGCUGGAGAGAACACCUGGUCUUGAAAAGGAUGGUUUUGACUUCUGGGGGAAGCUGCAGGCAAACAUUGAGGAAGGUUACAGGAUGAAGAAGCAGAAAGUUGAUAAAAUGCCGACCUGUGAGAAAAAGCAGGACAUGCUGGAGGAUCUCACUAAGCAGACUGAAGUCUUCACGUAUCUCUUUGACUCCAAGCAUCACGAACAUCUCUUAAGCAAAGGAGAGCGCCGGCUGUCUUACAGAGCCCUACAGGGAGCCCUGAUGAUCUACUUCUACAGGGAGGAGCCUCGGUUUCAGGUGCCGUUCCAGCUUCUGACGUACCUCAUGGAAGUUGAUACACUUAUGACCAAAUGGAGAUAUAAUCACGUGUGCAUAGUGCACAGAAUGAUCGGCAAUAAAUCAGGUACAGGAGGCUCUUCAGGUUACCACUACCUGCGUUCUACUGUCAGUGACCGUUAUAAAGUCUUUGUGGAUUUGUUCAACCUGGCUACGUACCUGGUCCCCCGCGACUGGGUCCCCAAAUUGAACCCCACAGUCUACAAGUUCCAAUACAUAGCUGAGUGCAACGACAGCUCAUACAGCUCCAGCGGCUCCUGCAGCAGCGAGGAAGACUAAACAGACACGCUUCUGGCAUGACAGCAACGUCCGGACACACUGAUUCCUAUGUGUGAUAAAUUAUUGCUGCCUGUAUUUUUGAUUGAUUUUGAUUGAUUUUUUUAUUAUUGAGGCUGUCAAUAUUUCGGCUGUAUUCCUGAUUUGCAAUUCAUAGAAUCUAUAUUUCAUAUUAAAUCCUAGUUUGUUGAUUAAUUCUGUCAUAAUUUUGACAAUCUGGAUGUUGCAUUUUGUACAUAUUAUUUAUUAGUUGAGUCUUCUAUAAAAAUAACUUUAUCCCCUAUAGUGACCGGGUAAAUUAAUUAUGCAGUAUGUUAGCAGGUAGUUAUUUUGUAAAUAUGUAUUUUAAAACACUGUAGCAUAAUGUAAUUUAGCAAAGUUUAAUGUAAAAAUGUGUUUAUUAUAUAUUGUAUUAGAAAUUCAGAUUUUACCUGCACACUUGUGUAGAAGAAAUGUGCGAUAUUAUAAAUAAACUUUGCUAUUCU